CGCCGAGAAGGUCGGACGCAUGCGCACUGUUGGAUUUUCCUUGGCUACCCAGAGCCGAGCAGUAGGGUUGAGCGAUAAACAGGCUGUGGCUAAGGACAGGGAGGAGGGGAAAAGGAGGAGAAGCCAGAGCAGGGGGAAUGGGGGACAGCUUCUCCCGGACUGUUCGUGUCCCGGUUUUCUUUUAGGUGUGGUUUGGUCCGGACGCGGAGUCCCGGCCGCCCACUUGAUCCUAGUCCCUUGUACAAGCGGAAAGUAUCUCCGGUGGAAAGCGGUCAGAGUUGCGAAGGGGGUGCGAGACGGGAGUUAUAUAUAUAUCCCCCCAUGCCAGGCGAGUGGUGCAGCCCUGAGCUGGUCCGGCAGCCAGCCCGAAACGUCUGAGAGAGGCCCCGGAGGGGCGGAAAGGUGGCCCGCAGAACGUGGGCUCUGUCAAAAGACGUGGGGAAGAUUCGAUUCCGAGAAGAGGAAGAGCCCGACUGAAAGGGAGAGAGGCCGCUGAGGGGGAGGGGGCUGCCAAGAUGGCGUCGGCCUCCUCUGGGCCGUCGGCGGUCGGAUUUUCAUCUUUGGAUUCCGGGGUCCCGGGGUCGACCUCAGGUUUCAACUUUCUCUGCUGUGGGGUGAACCGUAAGAGAGGAGCAGCAACUGGAAUCAAGAGACCUAUGGCAUCUGAGAUGCCUUGUGCCACUAGUAUGACCAUCAAGAAAAUUGGCCACCGAAGUGUUGACUCUUCAGGAGAGACAACAUACAAAAAGACAACAUCAUCAGCUUUGAAAGGUGCCAUCCAGUUAGGCAUUACUCAUACCGUGGGGAGUCUGAGUACCAAACCAGAGCGGGAUGUCCUCAUGCAAGACUUCUACGUAGUGGAGAGUAUCUUCUUUCCCAGUGAAGGGAGUAACUUGACGCCUGCUCAUCACUAUAAUGAUUUCCGGUUCAAGACCUAUGCGCCUGUUGCCUUCCGCUAUUUUCGGGAGCUGUUUGGCAUCCGGCCUGAUGAUUACUUGUACUCCCUCUGUAGUGAACCACUGAUUGAACUCUGCAACUCUGGAGCUAGUGGUUCCCUCUUCUAUGUGUCCAGUGAUGACGAGUUCAUCAUCAAGACGGUGCAGCAUAAAGAAGCAGAGUUUCUGCAGAAGCUGCUUCCUGGCUAUUACAUGAAUCUCAACCAGAAUCCUCGUACUUUGCUGCCUAAAUUCUAUGGACUGUACUGUGUGCAGGCAGGUGGCAAGAAUAUUCGGAUUGUGGUGAUGAACAAUCUCUUACCACGGUCAGUCAAAAUGCAUAUCAAAUAUGACCUCAAGGGCUCCACUUAUAAACGGCGUGCCUCUCAGAAAGAGCGAGAAAAGCCCCUACCAACCUUUAAAGACCUGGACUUCCUACAAGACAUGCCUGAUGGUCUCUUCUUGGAUGCUGACAUGUAUAAUGCUCUGUGUAAGACCCUGCAGCGUGACUGUUUGGUGCUUCAGAGCUUCAAGAUAAUGGACUACAGUCUCUUGAUGUCAAUUCACAACAUAGAUUAUGCACAACGAGAGCCUUUAAACAGUGAAACACAAUACACAGUUGACACUCGUAGACCAACCUCCCAAAAGGCCCUGUAUUCCACAGCUAUGGAAUCCAUCCAGGGCGAGGCUCGACGUGGUGGCACCAUGGAGACUGAUGACCACAUGGGUGGCAUCCCUGCCCGCAAUAAUAAAGGGGAAAGGCUUCUGCUUUACAUUGGCAUCAUUGAUAUUCUGCAGUCUUACAGGUUUGUUAAGAAGCUGGAGCACUCUUGGAAAGCACUGGUACAUGAUGGGGACACUGUAUCAGUGCACCGUCCAGGCUUCUAUGCUGAGCGAUUCCAGCGCUUCAUGUGCAACACAGUGUUCAAGAAGAUCCCCCUGAAGCCCUCUCCUUCCAAAAAGUUUCGGUCUGGCUCAUCUUUCUCUCGGCGAGCAGGCCCCAGCGGCAACUCCUGCAGUACUUACCAGUCGUCGGCCUCUGGGGAGCACAGAGCACAAGUGACAACAAAGGCAGAAGUGGAGCCAGAGGUCCACCUUGGUCGUCCUGAUGUUUUACCUCAUACUCCACCUGUGGAGGAAGUCAGUGAGGACUCAGUUGUUUCUGGUCGUAGUUUCUCACAUGUAGUUGGAGAGACUUUGCAAGUACUAAAUACGAGUUCAGCCUUAGAAAAGCUUGAAAUUACAGAGGAGGAGUUCCCCCAGUGAGCAACAAACCUCAGAAGAUCUGAAACAAGACCCUACUGUCUCUGUGAUAUCAAGAUGUCCGCCCUUGCCCAGGAAUGCUCAGUUUUCUUCUUGGUCAUCAAAAACAAACAAAAAAGGAGUUUAAUAUGGAGCUAGAGGAGCUCUCCAUCUCCUUCAUGAGGAAGAGGCCGUUCUUCCUCAUCUUCUGAGUGGGCAUUAGUGCCUUGGAUGAUUGAGGACAGCAGCAGUCUUUCUACUCCAGAGCCAGCUGGCACAGAGUUUUGGCAGGCCAGCCUUGGUUUCCACAGUUGAAUUUCUUCAAACUUCUAUUGUUUGUACUGGAAGUGGUUUUCCUCCCUUUGUGCACCUUUCACCAGGAGCUGGACUCUUAAUUUCCUCAAGAUAGACUGGCUGGCACACGAUCCCCCUCCUUCCCUCUGGUCCCUGGAGGAAGACCCCUGGCAUUGUUGUAAAGGGUUUUGGGGGAAUAAGGGUAUUUAACCAUCUUAGCCUUCUCCUUUUUUCUUUAAAAAGGACAAGAAACGGAGAGCACACAGCACAGUUUCAAGCCAGUUUAAAUCAGCUGCAAAAGUCAGAUACCUGCCAACAGGGUUCCCACAGAUGAGCCCUGGUGUUUGUGAAACAGAGACGUGGUGAUUGCUCUGCCAGCAGCAGCAGCUUCUCACCUCCUCAUAGGAUGAUGAAAUUCUUAAGGCUGAAGGAAUGAGAUGCAUGGGACAUGGGGUCAUCUUUGCCCCUUUGUUAAAACAAGGGGCUGCCAUGGGCAAGGGGAUUAGAGAUCUUAGGCAAGACCCCACUCAUUGUCAGGCCAUAAUGGUUACUAAUACUUCGCAGUUUGAUAUGUAUUCUAGGCAUUUUUCUAAAUAUGAAGAGUUAUCAAUAGAUUUUGGACCAUUCUUCAAAGGAGACUUUGUUCGUCCCAUCUUCCCAAAUGGUGUUCUGCUAUUUGUGGAGCUGAGGUAGACAGAAGUACCUAUGUCUCUUGAAUAGGCAGUGAGGCAAGAGAAGGUUCUCUUCAGCUCAUGGGGGCUGGCAGACACUUACCUUGGUGACUUCAUAGCCAUGUCUAUGUCCUGCUCCCACUCUUUGUGCAGGAAUUUGGAAUUGAGACCCAUAAGCCCUCUCUUGUCCAUCUCUGAAUUAUUGUCCAUCCAGUCUGCUCUUGUCAGGGGAAGAAGGCACACUGGUGUCUGCUGCAGAUUAUUGAAGUUCUAGUUUCUUCUCCAUCCCACCCUACUGUGGUAGUAGGUUAGCCUGUACCCCAAGCAACUGUCUAUAUUAGACACCCCCAGCCAGUUUCUGGCUCCCUGUCUUUGCUGCCAUGUUCUUUUUUACAAGAAGAAAUGAAACAAUUCUUGCUAUUUUUUUUUUUCAUAAUUUACUAUUUAUGAUGUAUUUAAGUGUUUUAUUCAGGACAGAGUUCUGUAAAAGGUGGGAGGGAAUAUUUGGGGGAGGGUAUAAGGGAAAGGAAUGGGGACUCAAACAUUUUUAUGAAGUGUUACUAUUUGCCUCUACUUUGUAUUGUUCAGAAAUGGCAAAUGCAAUUUAAAAGUAAUAAAUAUCUGGUUU
Molecule: messenger RNA, 3770 nt
Organism: Octodon degus (degu)
Lineage: Eukaryota; Metazoa; Chordata; Mammalia; Rodentia; Octodontidae
Gene: Pip5k1a
Product: phosphatidylinositol-4-phosphate 5-kinase type 1 alpha
Exons: 16
Coding region: 516-2201 (561 amino acids)
Biological process (GO): phosphatidylinositol metabolic process
Molecular function (GO): phosphatidylinositol kinase activity
Source: RefSeq, a predicted model, not a curated record